GCUGGAGCCGGGAGCCACAGAGGAGCCCUUCACACAGGGGAGGCCUCCACAGAUCGGGACAGCCGCAGCCCAUCUGGGGUCCUCUGGGCUUUGCAAGCUCUCUGUGCAUGAGUGAAAUCAACUUUCAGCCCUGACAGUACAAGGACGAGGGCCCAGAGAUAUAAACAGGGACACCCACACAUGGACCAAAUCCAUCGCAGAGAGGUGGGUCUGCAGGCCAGUGAGCUGUGAGCAGGAAUCUGGACUCACCAGGGCUGAAGAUGGCUGGAAACUGUUCCUGGGAGACUCAUUCCACCAACAGGAACAAGAUGUGUCCCGGCAUGAGUGAGGCCCCAGAACUCUACAGCCGAGGCUUCCUGACCAUUGAGCAGAUCACGAUGCUGCCGCCUCCCGCAGUCAUGAACUACAUCUUCCUGCUUCUCUGCCUUUGUGGCCUGGUGGGCAACGGGCUGGUCAUCUGGUUUUUUGGCUUCUCCAUCAAGAGGAACCCCUUCUCCAUCUACUUUCUGCACUUAGCCAGUGCCGACGUCGGCUACCUCUUCAGCAAGGCUGUGUUCUCCAUCCUGAACACCGGGGGCUUCCUGGGCACGUUUGCUGACUACGUCCGAAGCGUGUCCCGGAUCCUGGGGCUCUUCACCUUUGUUACCAGCGUGAGCCUCCUGCCAGCCAUCAGCACAGAGCGCUGUGUGUCUGUCAUCUUUCCAGCUUGGUACUGGCGCCAGCGGCCGAAGCGCCUAUCGGCCGUGGUGUGCGCCCUGCUCUGGAUCCUGUCCCUCCUGGUCACCGGCAUACACAACUACUUCUGCGUGUUUCUGGGCCGUGAGGCCUCCAGGGUGGCCUGCAGGCACAUGGACAUCUUCCUGGGCAUCCUCCUCUUCCUCCUCUUCUGCCCUCUCAUGGUGCUGCCCUGCCUGGCCCUCAUCCUACACGUGGAAUGCCGGGCCCGGCGGCGCCAGCGGUCUGCCAAGCUCAACCAUGUCAUCCUGGCCAUGGUCUCAGUUUUCCUUGUGUCCUCCAUCUACUUAGGGAUUGACUGGUUCCUCUUCUGGGUCUUCCAGAUCCCAGCCCCCUUCCCUGAGUACGUCACCGACCUGUGCAUUUGCAUCAACAGCAGCGCCAAACCUGUCGUCUACUUCCUGGCUGGGAGGGACAAGUCACAGCGACUGUGGGAGCCUCUCAGGGUGGUCUUCCAGCGAGCCCUGCGGGAUGGCGCCGAGCUGGGGGACACUGGGGGUGGCACACCCAACACUGUCACCAUGGAGAUGCAGUGUCCCCCUGGGAAUGCCUCCUGAGAGGCCAGCAACUGGAGGGAGGCAGGACAGGUUGCAUCUGGUGGCCUCUAGAGACGGGACCUGGGCAGCUGUCUCAGUGCCCACACAGGAGGAUAAUGGACUAUUUCCAGCCCCUCAUGCCUCCUCUUCCUUGGGCCAGAGCAUACAGGAGUGACCGAGACACUGAGCAGCCACCUACAAGCAGACCCUGGAGCCUCUGCCUGGCUCCCCCAGCCCUUCUCCUCUUUGGUAACCCAUUAUACAAUGGUCGCCCCCAAGUGCUGGGGCCUCCUUAACCUGGCUGGUCAGAAAAGGAGAUAAGGGGCCACCCAACCCCAUCCAUCUCCUGCCCUUUUAACCAGCCCUUCUUGAAAAUGACCAAGCCAGUACCCCAGCUCCCCACCAGGCCAGCAGCCUUACCCCACCAUUAGGGUAUUGUCCUUGCGGGUCCAUCCUCUCAAAGCAAGAUCAGUGAACCAAGCUGAAUGAAAAGGUACUGUCUGGAAGAGGGUUCUGGUUAACCUGCCUUGUAGCUAAGUCUGCAAUCACGUGGUGAGUUGCUGGAGAUGGGAAGGACCCAGCCACCUUGGGUAGGUGACUGCCUUCUCUGAUUCCACACUGUGCCAGGCCAGCCUGGGGCAAACUCCCAGGGCUCUCCAUGUGUCCUGGAGGCUACUGUGGACCAUCUGAGCAGCUCCUGGACACAGUCACUUGGUUCCAGCCCCUAACUUAAGUGGACACUGGCUCUACCCUAGCCAUCUGGGGACUGGCACUAUGGUGCCCACCUAUAAGCACAGUGGCCCAGUGUAGCCAAAGCAAGUUUUAUAAAGACAUUAAAAUGUAUAUCAAUAAACAUUUUAUAUCUGGCAGUGA
This is a messenger RNA of Tupaia belangeri chinensis (Chinese tree shrew), 2144 nucleotides long. It is a transcript of the gene MRGPRF, whose product is annotated as MAS related GPR family member F. The transcript is spliced from 4 exons. Lineage: Eukaryota; Metazoa; Chordata; Mammalia; Scandentia; Tupaiidae. Gene Ontology annotation, cellular component: plasma membrane. Gene Ontology annotation, molecular function: G protein-coupled receptor activity. The coding region runs from base 261 to 1292 and encodes 343 amino acids. Gene Ontology annotation, biological process: G protein-coupled receptor signaling pathway. The record is from RefSeq and is a predicted model, not a curated record.